CAACAAAUAAUAUGACAGUUGAAAUAAGCUAAAUAAAAUUGAAAUCCAAUACUAACAAAUUCCAAAAUGCACACAUACCCAUAACAUAUCGCCAGCUGUCAUCAACCUUCUUCUCCCGUGAAUCUAGCGUUAGGGUUUCAAUCCUCACUACUCUGCCAUUCCCAAAUCUCAGAUCUCAAAAUUUUUCUCGAUACUCUCAAUUCACCCAUACAAAUACAAAUGGAUCUCUGUAAUUUUGUUCAAUUUCACAUCUAAGUAGCUGAAAUAUUUCCUUUGGGUUUUGGGGUUUUUUCUAAUCUGAUAUCAAUUUUCGUGAAUGGGAUCAUCUGGGUUCUUCAUAAUCUGCGCUCUUCACUCGCUAAUAGCGAGUACUAGUGGUGUUUUGAUAAUGUUUUAUCUGAACGAAGUAUCUGUUCUCGGUCAUGGAAUUGAAACAGCGAGAAAGCUACUGGGAUCAACCCCACAUGAUCAAUUGUUGAUAAAAACUUCUGAUUCAUUUGUUGGAUUGCUGUUAUGUGUAAUUGGGUUAUUGUUAUUCAUGGUGUCGUUUGUUAAGGACAGGGAGUUUCAGAGCUUUUUCGCUAAAGGUUGUAUCUUUCUUCAUGUAUCAAUGGCGUUAUGGAGAGUUUAUUUUGAAAGGAAAGUUGAGGAUUUAGCUUAUGAUUGGCCAAGACAACUUGUUGGUGAUUUUGUUCUUGCACUUUCUUGGGUGUUUUUUCUAGUUAGUUCAUGGAGGGACAAGUAUGAUUAGUUGAAAUUUUGAUAUUAAGCGGGAUGAUUCGAAAGGGCCAGACCACAAGGGUUCGAAAAAGGGCAGAACGACAAUGAUCCUACAUUUCUGCAAGAGGUUAUUUUUAAGGCUCAAAUCCUUGAUUUUCUAUCACAUGACAAUAAUUUUAUCAAUUAC
This is a messenger RNA of Solanum stenotomum, 907 nucleotides long. RefSeq lists its product as uncharacterized. The transcript has a single exon. NCBI's taxonomy places the organism in Eukaryota, Viridiplantae, Streptophyta, Magnoliopsida, Solanales, Solanaceae. The record is from RefSeq and is a predicted model, not a curated record. The coding region runs from base 317 to 751 and encodes 144 amino acids.